CCUUUCACAAUCCAAUGUUUCCACAAGAAAACUGCUACUGGACACGUACAGCAACUCAUUCUCUUAUCUUUGACAUUUCGAAAUAAAAAAGUCAGCUGCAGAGGUCCAAUUGGAAACAGGGGGCUGUGAAGAAAGCAUGCAUCUAUGUACACCCAUGGCCAGUCCAUGAUACUGUGUUUCAGGGUACAUACGUGUACAUACUUUUUCACAGGCUCUGUUUUCCUGGUGAUCUUCCAGAUCUGCAAUACUAUCUUCCAAGUUCAAGAACCCAUGAAACCUACCCAGAGCACUGCUACGUAUACAGUAGACACAACAGUAGUACAGCACUACAUGUAGCAACUCUAAUAUAAACAAAGCCAAGCAGCGCUUCAACCUUGAAAAUUGCACAAAAAAAUCUGUCAGAAGAGAAAAAAAAAACAAUUUGCAAUUUUUCAGGCCCAGCAAAUCCAGACUGAAAUUAAUCGUUAUGUACAUAUUAGUAUUAGUAAGUAGUUCGUGUUUACAUUUGGAAACUAUUUUUGUAGUUUACCAGAUCAUAAAGACAUAAAAUUAUGCUUUAAGCGACUUAGAGAACCAUUAGGCUUAUAGAGACUACCUCUACAAAAUUACAUUGCUUAGAGAAACGUAAAAUUAUACGUUUAAUGUUAACAGUGGCUCGUGUCUUAGCCUGGGGGUUACACUAUGGAACGACUUUCUUGAAAGUCGCGGCAUUUUGAGCCAUGCACCAAAACUACGGGCGCUGCAAAGUGCAAACUCUUCUCUUGUCCGUUAGACCAUGUUGAUUUGAUUAUAUGGAAUUGAUGCGCGCACGAAUGCAAUCCCCGCGCGCAAUCAAACCAACGUGGCCGUGUAACAGACGACUAGUGUUCUAAAUUAUUUCACUAAAGGUAAUUCUGAAUCUUUGUAAAGACGUGUUUAACUGACUUGUUAGAAAAUCCAGUCAUUGUGGCCAUCUCCAACACGGAGCUGUACAAUGGCGCCAUAUAAUUUAGCGAAAUGAAGUAGAAUUGCAACUUAAGGUGACAAAGUCCUGGAUGAUUGAUCCAAUAAGAUAUCAGCGUAGACCAAUAUUUCCUUUGUGAGAGUAUGACCUUAAGUAGGCUGUAUGUACCACCUGAGCUGAGUAUUGUCAAUAUGAUUGGCUACUGAAUGGCCAGUAGGCCAGUCCAAGAUGAGAAUUAAACUAUUCUCCAUCCAACUCAAAGAAAAUAUGACUCACCGGAAUUUUCGCUCCCUCAGCUUUCACACCCAGGUACUGUUGUCAAAUAUUUCCUUUGAGUUGGGGAAUAUUCUAAAUCUCAUCAUGUAUAUGCAUAGAUACCGGUGGUACCGCCUCGGAUGGAUAUUAACGCCAAUGGGUUCAUCCGUUUGAUUACUUAUUGAUUUCUAAUAUCUAUUCAGGUUUUCAUAUUCAUUUUCACAUUUCCUCUAGCCAAUCAGCAUUCAAUAUAUGAUUAACAUACCGAUAAAUUUAUUGUUGCUAUGUGUUGAUUGGCCGGCGUAACAAGCAUGUUGAAUUCAAGCUGCAUCAUUUAUCUUACUCGCUGUUAGCGGUCGCACGUCAAAAGUCAACAUAAUGUGUAGACUGUGGUGUCCUGAUUUUCUCAUCCGCUAUGUGGAGCCAAGGACAUGCAGAGAAAAGUCCUUGUUGGUGGGUACUCUCCAAGCAGAGGUUAGGCUAUUUUUAGGCGUUCUAUAGGAGUUGCUAUUUUGUACCGUUUUCUUAAUGAAGAAUGACUGGAAGAUGUAUAAUGAAAAGGCACAAAAUAGAAAGUCCGAUAAAUAAAAACACCUAAAACAUGUCAAAAACAGGUCUCUCAGGUCUCACGGCCCGUAACCUCAGUGGUCGUAGGGGCUCCCCGACAUGCAGUAGCAGUGAUCCGUGCACAUCUCGCUCUGUCCUCUGCCCCUCUGAUGAGCUGUUCAGUGCUUAGGCCAGUCCAUGUCUAAGUCUAUGUCAUUCAUGCUUGGAGAGUAGUUGGUGAGAGUUUGGAGUGCUGGAUUGCUCUCUAUUCUUAGAGGAGUCAAAGUUUUAUGAAUAGAAUAUAUGCAAUUGUGAUGACUUUAAUUGGAAUCGACAAUGUAUCAACAGAUUUAAGUGGAACGAGGUGUUGUAACUGAUGUCACAUGUUGCUGACAAUAGAAUGAUGUCACAUUCAAAACAAUUCUUACACAUAAUUGGUUGAAGAAAUUCUGAAUUAGUCUGUAUAUCUAAGAUGUAAAAUAAAUGUACAAAUAACACAUGAUUCUGCUGUAAUUUCUAGACGUGGACAUGCGUGAACACACUGCAUGACUAAACGUGUGUAUCAAAUCAAAUUUGCCAGGGGUAUGUGUUUCCUGUAGGUCAAAGUGCACAAGGUGAGUGACUUAUAAGCCUCACAAACAGACGUCGUUCAGAGUCACAAAUGCGAGACAACACUAUAUUUCUGGUAACUCCGGAUCCUCCCACCUAACACAAUGGUACUCAUCAUCCGAUACGGAACCCAGCUUUUCGGAAAGUCCGACCAUUUCACGGUUGAUGGACAGGAAGCCUUCGUUCAAACCAAAUUCUACCACGUCGGGUACAUGCCUUGUGCGCCGGAAGAAAGCUACUUGUUCUUGAAAGACGGGGCCACCAUCCAGCUCCCUGAGAUAGCAGGAGCGACCAUUCUCUGGGCGUGGUUACGCUAUAUUCUUACUCUGCUGUUUGGCCUUGCUCUGUGUGGAUGUAUCAUCACCUUCAUCGUGAUGACAACAAAGGAUGUGCUGCCCUGGGUGUGUUUGGGUCUGUGCAUUUUCUUCUUCAUUGUGCUCAUUGCUUCGUACGUGUACAAACCAAAAGCCAGCGAGGCGAACAAACAGAAAUACUUGCAGAUACUGGGCCACGUGCAGCACAGUAAGAUACCGGUACAGGCGUCUGAGGCUGACCCCCUGUUGGCUCCAAACGUCUGAAUGAUAAAUAACAAACGUCAAAAAACGUCCAUGCGCAGUUCAUUCGCCGGGAAGCAAUCAAAUCAUUCGCGGACAAAGUGACAAGUUGAACGUUAGGUUUGUAGUGACUACGCCAUCGGCUGGUAUGAGGAGGAUGAUCUGGAUUACACGUAUAUAUUAAAGACAAUUUAAUCACAUACUGAGACCACAUACAUUACAUGCCUGUUAUUUCGCUUGUGUUCGAUAUCUGAGCGGGUACUAAGAACACUGUUUCUCCUCCCGAAAAAAGAGAAAGGUUGAGAAUAAAUUUAAUUUAUCAUGAAUGAACAAAUU
Molecule: messenger RNA, 3243 nt
Organism: Branchiostoma floridae (Florida lancelet)
Lineage: Eukaryota; Metazoa; Chordata; Leptocardii; Amphioxiformes; Branchiostomatidae
Exons: 3
Coding region: 2458-2931 (157 amino acids)
Source: RefSeq, a predicted model, not a curated record